Messenger RNA from Caenorhabditis remanei, 2031 nucleotides. RefSeq lists its product as uncharacterized. The coding region runs from base 1 to 2031 and encodes 676 amino acids. The transcript has 12 exons. The record is from RefSeq and is a predicted model, not a curated record. NCBI's taxonomy places the organism in Eukaryota, Metazoa, Nematoda, Chromadorea, Rhabditida, Rhabditidae.
AUGUCGAAGAUGAAUUUAGGUUUUUGUGAAUCUUCAGAAGACAAAGAAAAGCUCCUUCGUUUCCUUGGCAUGUCUGAUAAAGAACAACACAUCAAGGAGAAGGCUAUAUCGGAUUCUGAUGUGAGAGCACAAAGAAAUGAGCCACUCAAAAAACGAGGAAUUUCGUCCGGUGGAAAUGGAUCGAACUCGAAAACCGCCAUUCCCCGUCAUCUCACUGCUCCAAUCGCAGACCGCGAUAUCAAGGAGGAGGUGCCGUCAGAUUCUGAGAUAGGAGCACAGGGAAAUGUGCCACCCAAAAAACAAGGAAUUUCGUCAGGCGGAGAUAGUUCAAACUCGAAAAAUGCCAUUCCACAUCGUCUCACUGCUCCAAUCGCAGACCGAGAUAUCAAAAAGGAGGUGCCGUCGGACUCUGAAGAAAGAACGAAGGAAGUCAAAAAACGUAAAACAUCGUGCAUCAGUCAAUCUUCAAAUUCUAAAGGUGCCGUGUCCCGUCGCUUCACGACUCCAGCUGAAGAACAAAUUGUCAAAAGAGAAAUUCCAUCUGAUUCUGAGAAAGAAUCCGGAAGCGCUCAACAUCGAUACGAUAAGGCAUCGGGCUCCAGACGUGAUCUCCGCUCCAGAACACCAAUCGCAGAGCGUGAUAUCAGGGAGGAGGAACCGUCGGAUUCAGAAGAACCAAAAGAAGCCGAGAAAAAACCGAAAUCAAGAUCGUUUAUUAGUAAACCUUUGAAUUCAGAAGGUGCCGUGUCACGUCGCUUUACGACUCCAGCGGAAGAGCCAGUCAUCAAGAGUGAGAUUCCAUCUGAUUAUAUCAAAGAGGAGGAGCCAUCGUAUAGUGAAGAAAACACGAAAGAUAUCAAAAAACGGAAAUACACACCAAGAUCGCCCGCCAGAAGCAAAAUCGUUCGUCCAGUUGACGAACAAAUCGUCAAAAGUGAAGUUCCAUUUGAAAAAGGAUCCGAAAGCGCUGAACACCGUCAAGAAAAGCCAUCUGGAUCAAACCGUGCUCUCCGCUCCAAAACUAGCAUCAAAGAUAUCAAAGAAGAAGAAGAAGAGUCAUCGAAUUCUAAAACAGAGGAUCAAAACUUGAAGUGCUCGACUGGUAAAGACACAAUUGUGAGAAGAAAUAAUCGUAGUGAUAGUCAGCGUAAUUCAGAGGAUGCGUAUUGCGAAAAUAUCGAUGGAGAAUCCGCGAGUUCUUCACCAGCUCCACUGCCAUUGGUAUCCGACACUGAUCAUAAUGUCACCGACGAGAGUAUUACUGAUUUAUCACAAAAUGUUUCUCAAAACUCGUCGAAUUCUAGCAGUGAUAGUGACGAGAUGGUGAGACAGACGUCUAAUCGAGUAGCUGGAAACAAGACAAAGAAGCCGAUUAGACGCAGAAUGAAGAAAGUGGAAUCGCUGAAAUUGACGAGAGAAGAAAAGGAGGCGCGCCGAAAAGAAAAGAAUCGAGUCAACGCGCUCAACUAUCUUAUGCGAAAGAAAGAUAAAAAGAAGAAUUUCGCGGAGAAACACUCCCUUCUUCGAAAAAAGGUUGAGUUCCUGGAAAAACAGAACAAAACUCUUGAAAAAUCCGUACUGUCCGCCUAUUCUCAAUUAGUCGACCUGUCUUCUGGAACCGAUUCUCCAUAUGGCUCUCUUGAACUAUUCGAAGAACAAUUGAUAACACAGAAAAUUGCCGUUUGUGAAGAAGUUAUGGAAAAAGAUGACAAUGGACGUGAUCUUCAAAAGUUGGAAGAGGAGUCAUUUGCGGCAGAAGACAAGUUCAAAGAGAUUGUGGAAAAUGGCUUCCCGGAAGGAGCCCUUCGAACAACGAUUACAUCUCAAAAGUGUCGCGCCAAAAGCGCUUUUGAGCUUGCAAAACUUAGUUAUGAGACGAAAUUCGUCGAAGUGGAGAUUCAGAAGAAGGAGACGUUCGGAAGAGUAUUGGAUGAAUUCUUGGAAGAAAUUAAUAAACUUUUGGAGACCUUCGGAGAGAAAAAACUGGCGGAGAAGAUUGUUGAAGAGGGAUUGACCGAGCGAACUGAGUAG